Molecule: messenger RNA, 2841 nt
Organism: Conger conger (European conger)
Lineage: Eukaryota; Metazoa; Chordata; Actinopteri; Anguilliformes; Congridae
Gene: bin3
Product: bridging integrator 3
Exons: 9
Coding region: 134-895 (253 amino acids)
Biological process (GO): plasma membrane tubulation; actin cortical patch localization; endocytosis
Cellular component (GO): cytoplasm; actin cortical patch
Molecular function (GO): protein binding; lipid binding
Source: RefSeq, a predicted model, not a curated record
CCCAAGAUGAACACCACCUUUUCUACUUCCUGGACGCAGUUUGAGAGAAUGCUUUUCGUUUUGUAGUUUGUUAGAUGAAGUACUUGAAAAAGUAAGAAAUCCGGAAUGAAAUUGGAUUAAAGUUUCCUACAAAAUGAGUUGGAUUCCCUUUAAGAUCGGACAACCAAAGAAGCAGAUUGUUUCGAAAACGGUUGAAAGAGACUUUGAACGGGAAUAUGACAAGCUCCAAAAAUUGGAAGACCAGACCAAGAAGCUGCAUAAAGACAUGAAGAAGAGCACGGAGGCUGACAUGGCCAUGUCCAAGGCCGCGGUGAAGAUUUCAGCCGACCUACUGAACAACCCCCUGUGUGAGCAGGACCAAGCCUUCCUGGACUCCAUGACCGCCCUAGACACGGCUAUGAGGAGGAUGGACUCCUUUAACCAAGAGAAGGUGAGCCAGAUCCAGAAGACUGUGAUCGAUCCUCUGAAAAAGUACAGCAGCGUGUUCCCCAGUCUGAACAUGGCGGUGAAGCGGAGGGAACAGGCUCUCCAGGACUACAAGAGACUGCAGUCCAAGGUGGAGAAGUAUGAGGAGAAGGAGAAGACCGGGCCCAUCAUGGUCAAACUGCACCAGGCCAGGGAGGAGCUUAGGCCGGUAAGGGAGGAGUUUGAGGCCAAGAACAAGCAGCUGCUGGACGAGAUGCCCAAGUUCUACCACAGCCGCAUCGACUACUUCCAGCCCAGCUUCGAGGCCCUGAUCCGGGCACAGGUGGUGUAUUUCACUGAGAUGCACAAGAUCUUCGGCGAGCUGACGGAUCAGAUGGACCAGGCGGGGCUGACGGACGAGCAGAGGGAACGGGAGAACGAGGCCAAGCUCAACGAGCUGCGGGCUCUGUCCAUUGUGGCCGAUGACUAAGGGCGGGUUGCCAGGUUACGACUCUACUUGAAUAUGUCUCAUUUCUCUCCACUCAUGUCCUACUGAGACUCGCCAUCAUCUCUGUCAGCCGCCGAUGACACUACACGCGUGAUGACAUGCUUAAGCUUUAAGCAUUCUUAUGCCAUAUUUACAAAGCCAUCAGCAAACUUCUGUUAUGAUAAGCAGAUAACAAAUGAUGUAUCUUUUAAAUGGAAUGAAUACAUGGUUGUGUACCCCCUCUUUUUGAAGAAAUAUAUGAAGAAAAAACUUGGGUUGCUAUUUUAACAGCUGUCACAUAAUGUUAAUGUUACGUCAAGCCAGCAAUAAGCUGUCCACUUAAUAGUAGUUGUUUGAAAUGAUUAACUUCAAUAUUCUUGUUUGUCAUCUGGAAUUAAUGUCAACAUUUUGAAUUAACCGUUUUCCUCAUGGGGUACUAAUUUUCUCAAGUGGUAUGUUUUCAGUCAGGAUGCAGUUCCUGCAGCUGGUGUGCUCCUGGUUCAGUCUUAUUUCCUAUUGAGAAAAUGAAAUGAAAAGAGCAUGAUUCACUCUUAAUGGGCAUCCGGCAUUAUAAAGCAGCAUUAAGAUUAAAAUCAAGCCUUACCCAACGUGUCGGAUCAGAAAACUUGAAUCGGUAGUAUGGGCUCAUGCAAAGUUUCACUCUGCAAGUUGUGUAUUUUUGUCACCUAUCAGUCUCGUACAGGGCAACUGCUGAGAAUAGCAGCAUUUUUUAAAGGUCCUAUUUUUGGAAGGGGGGUGUGCAAAGAACUCUGUGCUAUUGCAGUAGCAUGCAUUUGAUGGAAGUAUCUUGGAAGAGUUUGGUUUUAUCAAUGUUUAUUUGACUCAGAAGAAUUCUCAGCUGUACUUCAGCAAGAGACACGGGUACAGACAACUUCCUGAGCAAAAGCAAUGUUGUUUCACCCUCUAGUGGCAGUGAGUUGCAUUUUCCGGAGACUCUUCUGAGGUGUAUUUAUGUUUUUGUCAUUUAUAGUUGAAUUUGCUCCUUAAUGUAACAUUUCGGUUUUGUGUAGCACUGGUCUACAGCCAGGUGCAUACUAUGUCUUACAUGACCCUUACAGACUGUGGUAGAUUGUCUGUGUUCAAAGAUGUUACAACCCUCACUGAACCAACCACCUUGCCCCCAGAAUGUAUAGUUCUGGUGCAGCCCCUAAACUUUUUCCCCAGCUCUGUAAACUUUGAAGUCCGCAGGUUCUUUCCUGUGCCAUAUUAUGAGUUGAAUGGCUUGGGUAAUGCAGUUAUCAUCUCGUGCUGCACAUCCAAGUUAAAUCUAUUCUGAGAUGUGUUUUUGUAAUAAAGAAAUAUAAUGUUUUCACUGCAGGUAGUGCCCUGCAGCUAGUCCACAUCAUGCUCACAGACACACCUUCUUAAAUAUAACUGAUGUUACUGUGUCCAGGGUACGGCCCUGGCCCUCUAGAUGUGCCUUUCAUCAGUAGUUUUCCCCUCUCAUAUCAGUUAUGCUUAAGAUUUUCUAUCAAGACUUUUUGUGUUCAAUGCGUUUCAGUGGGACUGUGACUUCAAACCAUUUUUCUUUCUUUUUACAGUAGUCUACAUUGUAAUAAGCCAAGUUUCUAUUGAGGCAAUCAUCAUGCCAUUCUUCUAGCUUUAUGAUUUAAUUAUAAAAUCUUUUUUUUUUUUUUUUUUUUUUUUUAUCCUUUGUUUCAAUGGACAUCAUUUAUUCAGCAAUACAAUUUAACAUUUCUGUCCGGGGUUAAUUGAGAAUGGCACAUUUUAUUUCUAAAGCUUUGGUAUUUGUAGUAGUGUGUUGUUUGUUUUAAUUCAUAUUUAAUUUGGUGCAGCAGUUAAUUUGCCUGAAUCCUGAUUGGCACAGGCCAUCUGUUGGGGUAGUUGCCUUCAUCUACAUAACACUAUUUUAAUGUAUUAAAUUUUUUUGGACAAUAUGUAAAAUUCAAUAAAUUGAUUGAAAUAAA